Messenger RNA from Xenia sp. Carnegie-2017, 3042 nucleotides. RefSeq names its product short transient receptor potential channel 4-like. The coding region runs from base 132 to 2336 and encodes 734 amino acids. The transcript has 9 exons. The record is from RefSeq and is a predicted model, not a curated record. Gene Ontology annotation, cellular component: cation channel complex; membrane. NCBI's taxonomy places the organism in Eukaryota, Metazoa, Cnidaria, Anthozoa, Malacalcyonacea, Xeniidae. Gene Ontology annotation, biological process: manganese ion transport; calcium ion transmembrane transport; regulation of cytosolic calcium ion concentration. Gene Ontology annotation, molecular function: store-operated calcium channel activity; inositol 1,4,5 trisphosphate binding; protein binding.
UUACAACAUAGUUUACAAUUGAAUAACAAUCGGAGUGGGCACAAGUAGAAUACUUCGAAUUUCAUUGAUGUCCAAAUAUUUGUAGCGAAGCAAAUAAAUACGAAUCAAGGAGAGGUUAUUUGCAGUUCGAAAUGACUUCCGCGGCAGCUCCUGAAACUAGCUUCGAGUUGCAAGAACGUUACUUGGACAAUGUUGAUGGCAAUUCAACACGAAUUUCGCAUGCCGGAGUUCCGAAUGAAAAAUUCUUCGAUGCUGUAGCAAGAGGGGAUGUUGACACAGUCGAGAGUAAAAUCAAAGACACCAACAAUCCAAUUGAUGUUAACGCCAUAAACUCAGAUGGCAAAACGGCGCUUCAAAUUGCGGCUAAAAAAGGUCACAAAGAUGUCAUAGAAAAGCUUUUGACAGGAAAAGCUGACUUGAAAUAUGCUCUUUUACGAUGCGUUUAUGAGAACGAUCUUCAAUGCCUAGAAGUGUUGCUGACACAUCACGAAAACUCAGACGACCACUUGCUCGCGCCAAUUAUAAAGGCAGCUCAAUUGGGUCACUACAAGAUUGUAGAACACUUUAUGUCAAAGGACUACCUUAUCGAUGAUCCGGACAAGUGUGAAUACAAAAGUGAACGGUGCAAGCUAAAUUCGGAGAUGCUUCGUUCACGAAUUGCCAUAAAUUGCUUCAGAGGGCUUUCAAGUCCCGUCUAUAUAUGUUUAGGUUACUUAAAAGACAAGAUCAAAGAUAACAAAGGCAACACAAUAGACCCGCUUUCUCAGGCGUUUGAAUUAAAUAAGAAGUUACAAAAACGCGCGAGAGAUGAGCCUGAACUGAGGAAGGAGUACAUGGAAUUGUCAAACAAAUGCAAGACGUUCACGACGGAACUAAACAGUGCUUGCAGAGACAAAGAGGAUCUUAUGGCUCUGUUAGAUAUCGACCAAAAACAUUUUGCCCCGAUUGAUGAUGAGAAUGAUGAUGAGAAUGUAAAGAAAGAAAGCUGUUCUGAGGUAGUAACUUCAUUGAAAAAGGCCAUCAACAGUAAUGACAAGGAGUUUGUAGCCCAUCCUCAUAUUCAAAUGUUGGUCAACUUCGUCGUAUACUCGGGCCUUCCGAAGAAUAUCCAAAGAACACGCAUUGUUUACCUUCUGCUUCCAUUUAUCCUCUACAUGAUUUUCUUCCCUGUCCUUGUGUUACUAUACCUCGUCUUUCCUGAUUCAAAGAUUUCAAAAAUGAUGUCCACUCCAUACAUGAAGUUUGUCAGCCAUUUUUCGCAGUUCAUAAUCUUUCUUUUCCUGAUUGCUGGCUCCUCGCUGCGAGAUAACCACACUCCAACAGUCAUAGAAUAUAUCAUUUUCAUAACGGUCAUCGGAAUGAUACUUCAGGAAUGUCUUGAAAUGCGACGCCAUGAUCGUAUAAGGAAUUAUUUCUUCAAAUGGUGGAACAUCAUCAUGAUCACAAUGCUGACUUUGUUUGUCAUGGCAGGACUAAGUUGGAUUGCUGGUUUUGCCAUCACGGGGGGUUGGUCAAUCAAAGAUUACUCCGUUAGGAAAUACGCCAAGAACAAAGAUGGAUAUAAUUUACUUUUACUGGGAAAUAGCUUUUUCUCAGUGGCGACUGUCUUCAGCGUUAUUCACUUGAUUGAUUUUUGUCAGGUCAACUCCGCGUUAGGGCCGCUGCAGUUAUCACUUUAUCGUAUGAUUCAAGAUGUCGUGAAAUUUCUGAUAUUAUUUUCUGCCAUUUUCGUCGCAUUUGUCAUGGGUUUAAGAAACCUUUAUUCGUACUACAACAGCAUUCAAGACGAGAUUAUCAAAGAAAACAAAAAUCUCAGCGACAGACGAAUCAUAGAAGAUACCAACGAAAAGUUUUCAACUCUUUUUCAAUCGUCAAAACAUAUGUUUUGGGCGCUCUUCGACAAAAUCGAGUUAAGCGACUUUGAUACGAAAGACUCGACGUAUGAAAUCACACAAGAAACUGGCAGAUUGCUAUUCGCAAUGUACUCAAUCCUUGCUGUCUUGAUAGCACUCAACAUGCUCAUUGCAAUGAUGAGUCAUUCAUACGACUAUAUCUCGCAAGACGACGACAUCCAGUGGAAGUUCAGUCGAACAAAAUUGUGGCUGGAAUUCAUGGAAAAAGGAAGUACUUUACCAGCUCCGUACAAUCUAAUACCGAAUCCAAAACUUGUGAUUGAACUGUUUUUCAAGUUAAAGCAAAGACUCAGAGGAGAAGUUGCCGAUACCCAUUCGACAGAUCAAACCAGUAGAGACGAAGCACAAGACAAGAGAAAAAAGAUAAUCAAACGACUAAUUCGACGAUACUUCCUAGCACAAGAAGCUCGGAAAAAACAAUGAUUGGAAAGAGCUAAGGACAUGGAAGAAAGCAAAAUCUAAAUCAUCAAAGAACAACGCAUGAAGAUGAAACGUCUCGACGUCUUUUAAAAUUAAUUCACACAUAUCUAUCACACAAAAUCCAUUACCAACCUACAAUUUUAUGUAAUACAAAAUGAAGCAUAUUCCGAAUAAAAAGUUUUUGUUUGACUCAAUAUUUGUUCGUGUUUGUGAACAGUUAUAUUUCAAAUUUGUAACAAAUUCAUCAUCAGACUAUAUGUAACAAAUUCAUUAUCAGACUAUAUGUAACAAAUUCAUCAUCAGACUAUAUGUAACAAAUUUAUCAUCAGACUAUAUGUAACAAAUUCAUCAUCAGACUAUAUGUAACAAAUUUGAAAUAUGAAGAUUGAAAUAAAAAUUGUCUUGUUUCCUUCUCAAAUGAGUUAAACAUGAACUUUUUAUUCGGAGUAUGCCUCAUUUUGUACUGUUACACAAAUCACAAAAAUUUUAUGUCAAACUUAACAUAGUUGUAUAGAUGUAUGGAAGACCUUUUUUAUGAAAACUUGAGGGCAAUCUGUGUGUGUCACCUGUUAAAGUUAUUUUGAUAGUGAUUGCCUCUGUUGUUGUAGUAGCAUCAAAAGAACGAUUUGUGUAAAAAUUAACGACCCUCUUAUAUAAAUUAGUGAAUUAGAUUUUUCUUUUCUGAAGUAAUAAAUUUUAUGACAACUCA